AUGGAUAAGAAAAGUCAUGGACAAUGGGCUCGCAAUUUCGAAAAAGUAAAAGCAGUUGUCGUUGAACUUAAUGAGCUUAUCUCCCGAAUUAAAACUGAUCAUAGAAUGAAGAAAACCGUUGAAGAACCAUUGUCAAUUAAUAUUUUUACCACAAGUACUAAUGCAAGUACAUCAAUAAUGGGUGUAAAUGGUCAAUUUGUUUUCUCUCAAGUUUUAAUUGAUUGUCUUCAGCGGUUAGAAUUCAAUAAGACAGAUAAAGAAGAGCUUAUUCAUCUUUGUAAACAGGAAUAUAAAGAGAACGAUUUUGAAUUGAGCUAUAUUGAUGAAUUUGAAAAUAGUUAUUCACCUGACCAAGUCUUGUGGUGGUACACAAGACAGUCAUUCUUCUACAAAACUCUCAAUGCUGCUCUACGUAAGCAAGAUAUUCAUUUAAUUUUUCUAUUACGUGCAAUUAUUUCGGAUAUGCAUCGUCAAUUGAAAAAUAAUCAAGCUAAACAUCCUCUACGAGUUUAUCGAGGCCAGAUGAUGUCAAGUGAUGAAUUGCAAACUUUGAAACAAUGCCUCGAUCAAUUUAUAUCAGUGAAUUCAUUUGUUUCCACCAGUAUGGACAAACAGAGAGCUCUUACAUUCCUGAACACUUCUAAUGCUACAGACAGUUUAGAACGGGUAUUGUUUGAAAUCGAUGCUGAUCCUACAAUGGCCACUACAAAACCAUUCGCUGAUAUCAGUCCGUUUAGUCAAUUUCCCAGAGAAGCAGAAAUACUUUUUAUGCUUGGUUCUAUUUUUCGUUUGAAAAGCAUCCAUCGCUAUGGCGACAGUCAAGUAUGGGUUAUCCGAAUGGUUUUAUGUAGUGAUAAUGAACACGAAUUAAAAUACGUUCUUAUGAAUAUGAAACAACAACUUGGAAGUGGAAAAACAGAUCUUCGAACAUUAGCAAGAUUACUGUCGGAGAUGAAUAAAACUGAUUUGGCUGAAAAAUAUUUUAUGCGCUUGUUAGAACAACUUCCAUCCAGUGACCCAUUACUUUAUGAUUUGUAUCAGGAUCUUGGUAAACUCGCAUCACAAGUCGGUAAUUUUGGCAAGAGUAUGGAAUGGCGUCAAAAAGCUAUUGCGCUGCAACAAAAAAAUGAGCUAGCAGGUAAGCGAUCGUAUAAGUAA
This is a messenger RNA of Rotaria sordida, 1158 nucleotides long. Lineage: Eukaryota; Metazoa; Rotifera; Eurotatoria; Philodinida; Philodinidae. The record is from the annotation of a GenBank genome assembly.